UGCGCGUCACCUAGCUGUGAACCUAGCCUCAGGUGCUAGCUGCCUCCUGUGAUGGAGCUCCGGUGAAGUUUCUUCGACAAAGUUUCACUGAACAACUUCGACAAACACGUUUCCUCACACAAGCGCGACGCAGAGACAGGAAACCCUCAGGUUCGGUCGCCAUUUUGUGUUUCUGUUUUACCGCGAACUCACCUGUAGUCGCCUCCUGAGGGGGACGAGCCUGUGCUAAACGAGGACAGGAGACCGUCCCACGUUAUGUGUGGAGCUGUGGACUCACUCUUUAUCGAGUUUGUUUUAUUUCAAGGGACAAACUACUUUGAAAUCACUUCUCAGUCGGAUUAAAAGUCAAGACCAUCUCAGUCUCCACCACGAAGACGUCAAAGCUGGAUGCUUGGUGAAGCACGGUGCUGAAGAUGGUUAGAACGCGCUUAAUGGGGCCACUGUCAUGGGGGCGGGUCAAAUGGCCAAGUGCAAUGGGAACGGGUGUCUUUUAUCUGCUGCUGCUAUCAACCUGCCUUGGCCAAGACACAGAAGAUUGGCAAUAUGAGGAAUGUAAACUGUCUCGGUCGGGUCCUCCUGCCACCAUCGUUGCCAUAGAUGAAGAGAGCCCCAACGGAACCUUGUUGGUGGAGAACAUGCAGAUAAAUGGCGUGGCCGAGGGUCCGGAUCGUACCAUCUCUCUUUCCCUAAGGGACAACCACGACUACUGGGUGAUUCUCGACCCUUCCAAGCAAGCCCUUUAUCUCAACAGCACUGGACGCCUUCUGGAUAGAGAUCCCCCCUCAUAUAUUCAGUCCAUCGUGGUUCAGGUUCAAUGUACCAACGAGCUGAUCGGCACCGUGAUUUUACACGAGGUCCGCAUCGUCGUUCGAGACCGCAACGACAAUGCUCCGCGAUUCCAGCAGCCGAGAUACUACGUGGCUGUGAGCGAGUUGACACCAGUUGGAACCACGAUCUUCUCUGGUUUCUGGGGGAACAACGGGGCAGCGGACAUCGACGACGGCCCCAACGGACAGAUAGAGUAUACGAUCCAGUACAACCCAAAAGACCCGACAGCCAACAGGACCUUCGACAUCCCGCUGACACUGUUUGGCUCUGUGGUCCUAAGAGAAAGACUCAACUACGAGGAGAUAACACGGUACCUGGUCAUCAUACAGGCUAACGACCGGGCCCCCUACCCUAGCGAGCGCCGCACGGCCACCACCACUCUGACAGUGGAUGUGCUGGAUGGUGACGACUUGGGUCCCAUGUUUCUGCCCUGCACGCUCGUGGGAAACACCCGUGACUGCAGUCCCAUCACGUACAAGACUAACGUGCUGGAGCUGACAGAGCCGAAUAAGGUGAAUCCUCUCAACGUGACUCCACCAAUUCAAGCUGUGGACCAAGACAGAAACAUCCAACCUCCGUCCGAAAGACCAGGAAUCUUAUACUCCAUCCUCAUUGAACAGAACAAUGGCCACCCCCUGCCAGCGUUUGCCAACCUCCAAAUCGAAGUUCUGGAUGAAAACAACCAGGCACCCUACUUCCUGGAAACAAGUUACCAUGGCUACGUCAGUGAAGCAUCGCCAGUGGGAACCACCAUAGCGACCAGUGUCAGCCUGUCCGCACCACUGGCCAUCAUAGCUCUGGAUAAUGAUGUGGAGGAGACCAGGGACCCUCAGCUCCUGUUCUCAUUGGACAGCUACUCCAACGUUUUCUCUGUGUCUGCAACUGGAAUCAGAAGAUAUCUCACACUGCUGCAGCCACUGGACAGAGAGACACAAGACUUCUAUACAUUCACGCUGUUAGCGUCGGACGGUGUCCAGCAGAGUUUUCCGGUUACCGUGACGAUAACAGUGUUGGACGCAAAUGACAACACUCCGACUUUCGCUAACGUCUCUUAUAAUGUCAACCUCUUUACUGAUAUGAUGCCUGGAGAAACGGUGUUACAGCUGUCCGCAGUAGAUUCUGAUUCAGGUCCCAAUGGUCUAGUCACCUACCGGAUCUUAGCUGGAGCCCAGGAGCACUUCAUUAUUGGAAACAGCACUGGGCUCAUUAGUGUGGCACCGGGUGUUGAUCUCGCUGUGGGGCGGAGCUACGCGUUGACUGUAGAGGCCGUGGACAACGGGCCUGCACCUCAGAGAAGGUCGUCCAUUACCACCGUCUAUAUCGAAGUUUUGCCCCCAAACAACCAGAGCCCUCCGCGUUUCCCCCUGCAGCAGUACAACCUGGAGAUCAGCGAAGCCAUGAGGACGGGAGCGACGCUGCUUAAUCUGCAGGCAGUGGAUCGGGAGAGGGACACUAUCACUUACCAAAUCCAUAGUGGAGACCCCCAUGGACACUUUGCACUAAAGGAGAAUUCAGGGUAUUUGGUUCUGGACAAGCCUCUGGACAGGGAGUCUCUGGAUUAUUACACCCUGGUGGUCACAGCCUCAGACGGACAGCCAGAUGGGACGUCCACAGCGAUGGUGAACAUUAUGGUCAUGGAUGUUAAUGACAAUGACCCACUGUUCGAUUCUUCACUGCCAGUGAACCUCACAGUCACAGAGGAGCAGGAUAAUGCCUUUGUCGGACAAGUUAAGGCUACGGACCCAGAUCUGGGCGCCAGCGGUGAGGUCCACUAUCGGCUCAUCAACCACCAGAAGCUGUUUUCCAUCAACGCCACCGGAGCCAUCAGAACCACGGUGCCGCUGGACAGGGAGGUGAAAGGUCACUACUUUCUGAUCGUUGAAGCCUGUGACGGUGCAGUGGACCCCCGGCGAUCCAGGUUAACUCUGUCCGUCACUGUUCUGGACGUUGACGACAACAGCCCGGUGUUCACCCAACAAACCUACAAUGUCAACCUUCCAGAGAACAGCCCCAAAGACUCAGUCAUAUUACAGUUAAAGGGCACCCCCGCAGGUCUAGUGCGAUAUAAAGUGGACCAGGAAGCGUAUCCAUACUCUGCCAGUAUAUUUGAUGUGGAUGAACACACAGGACAUGUGGUCACCAGAGUGAACCUCAAUGAGGAGCCCAACCUGAUGUUCAGUCUGGUGGUGGUGGCCUACGAUGAUGGCGAGCCUUCGAAGGAGAAUACAACCCUGGUGGAGAUCACAGUCCUUCAGCCGUCCGUCAUUCCUGUGUUCACCCAAGAAGAAUACAGGUUUCCACCAGUGAGCGAGGAGGCUGAUGUUGGAACCCCGGUGGGAGUCAUUGUGGCAGCUGCUGUCAAUCAAACCAUCGUGUACUCCAUCAUUGAAGGCAACGAGGGAGGUGUGUUCGCAUUAAACGAAACAACGGGAGUGAUUUCCACUGCCAAGCCUCUGGACUACGAGGCAAAUUCCAGCUACGUUCUAAAGGUAGAGGCCGACUCCAUGAGGGUGGUGUCCUCAAACCUCCGAGCUCCGUCGAAGACUAACACAGCGAAGGUGGUGAUCGACAUCCAGGAUGAAAACGACCACCCACCAGUUUUCACCACCUCUCUUUAUAUCGGGGGCGUUGCAGAAGAUGCCAAAACCUUCACCUCAGUCUUGCAAGUGCAGGCUCUGGACCAAGACACCGGUAACUACAGCGCAAUGAUUUACCGGCUGAUCAUCCCACCUCAGCCUGGUAAAGACACCAAAGACAGCAAAGACGGCUUUGUCAUCGAGCCGUACAGCGGCGUAGUGAAGACGGCAAUCAUGUACCGCAACAUGAGGAGGUCGUAUUUUAAGUUUGAGGUGGUCGCUACGGACAACUAUGGACAAGGACACAGCAGCAAGGCAGAGAUAGUGGUGUCAGUCGUGAACCAGCUGGACAUGCAGGUGGUCGUAUCAAACGUCCCUCCAACCUACGUGGAGAAAAACAAGAACAAGCUACUCAGCAUUUUGGAACGCUACGUCCAGGAUCAGAUACCAGGAGCAAAGGUUGUCGUGGAAACCAUCGGGCCCCAUCGCCAUGGUGAUGGAAUGGAGCAGGAGGACUACACCAAGUCAGACCUUAUGAUUUAUGCCAUCGACCCUCUGACAAAUAGAGCCGUAUCCAGACAGGAGCUCUACAAGUUUCUCGACGGUAAACUCUUGGACAUCAACAAAGAGUUCCAGCCCUUCCUCCCUCCAGGCGGACGGAUUCUGGAGAUCCGAACCCCGGAGGUGGUGACCAGCGUAAAGAAAGCUAUGCAAACCGUAGGCUACACAGAGGGGGCGCUGUUGGCUCUGGCAGUGAUUAUCAUCCUCUGUUGUGUCCCUGCAAUCUUAAUCGUUAUCAUCACCUACAGACAAUUCAAAGAACGCCAGGCAGAGUGUGCCAAGACAGCCCGAAUCCAGAUGGCACUGCCAACAGGCAAACCUGGAGGAGGCACUGCCAACAACCUGUACGAGGAGCUGGGUGACAACGCCAUGCGUGGAUAUGGACAACAGGAGCAGACACAACAACUUCUGCGACCUUCUCUGCUCAGACCUGAGGAGUUAUCAAUGGAAUCUGGCAUCGACCCCGGCCAGGACUACUACACACAGGAUUAUUACAACUAUGAUCAUGGGUACGACCUGCCUCAGUACGGCAGUCGCAGGAAGCUGAUCUCCCCCUCCGGCCUCUACGAUGAAUAUGGAGAAGUUGUCGUGGACGAUGAUGGCAGCUACUACUACAGCCCGCAGGAGUCUGACGCAGAGCAUGGCUGUAGAAAACAUCGGAUCAAGUUGGUGACGGAUCGAGAGUACGAGACCAGCUCCACUGGCGAGGACAGUCUGCCUGAAACCCAACGCAGCCGCUUAUCCUCGACCGUCAACAGCCACGCUAACGUUAACGGCAGCAUCUACAUGGCCCAGAACGGCUCCAUCAUCCGCACCCGGCGUUCAGGAAACGCCACAGUUCCCAUGCACCCGCACGCCACCACGAACAACAACCUCAAAGUCGCCUCCCCAAUCUUCAGCUCACGGCUAGCCAAGCACUUUAAAAAACUAGACAAAAUGGCCGCCACGUUGGAGGAGAGAGUACCUCUGAACAACCCCAGAACAGCAGCAGACAGCGGGUGCAACACGCUGCGCACCUUCCAAAGCUCGGGGGUGGCCGCGUCGGCAACGGCCACUUCCUCUUUGUCUAACACUGACAACAAUAAAACGCUGAACGUGUUCAUCACUCGACAAUCCAGCGUUUCUCUGGGGUCGACCAGCACCAGCAACACGGGCCCUGAAAGCGUAGCGUCUAAGUCCAACCUGCUCAAAGCGGCGCAGGGCGACGCUCAGCAGCAGCAGCAUCAGAGCACAGCGGAGGGAGACGAGUUGAGAGAAGGCGAGAGAGAGUCGAGAGUAGACGGCGGUAGCGAAGACGACGACGACGGACUCGUUAUGAGGGAGCCGCUGGAGUGCCCGAGCGACAGAACGCAGUCGGAUGAGGAGGAACUGUGGAUGGGCCCGUGGAACAACCUUCACAUACCCAUGACCAAACUCUGACACUGUGCUCGAUCCUUAUUGCCAAGAUCAUCCAAGCGUUCAGAUCUCUGUUGAUUAGCUGUGGAACUAGCGGGUUUGCUCCAAUCCAGUUUAAAAACGAAGACGCGGCGUCUCAUUGGUUAAUUGUCGAGUCCACUCGUUCAGACGUCUCUAUCUCGACGUCUCAGUCGUCCAAUCAGAGCAUCCCCUUGAACCCAACUGAUCUCAGAGCUGCAAAAAACCUUCGUGACCCAGAAUGAGAAAACUUGCUAUAUUUCUACUUUGCUAAGAGAUAAAAAAAAUGAACUGGAGGAAAAGUCUUUGAACUCUAUCGGCCCUUUAAGCGACUGGUGUCUCUGUGUGGAACUGCAGCUGUUUCAUUCAGUAUCGCAGCCGCUGGAGCGUCUUCAUCUUGAAUUUGCCUGAAACUUUUCAUCGACACAUGACGUCUUGUAUUGUUGAAACUUGCCUUUUUAUCCUUGUCAAGCUGCUUGGCAAAUUAAUCCAAAUAAAAGAAAAACUAUUUCAUCCAA
This is a messenger RNA of Paralichthys olivaceus (Japanese flounder), 5896 nucleotides long. The record is from RefSeq and is a predicted model, not a curated record. Lineage: Eukaryota; Metazoa; Chordata; Actinopteri; Pleuronectiformes; Paralichthyidae.